AUGGUGCUCGGUUUCAACGACCGGCUGGAGGUGCCACAGUCAAUCAGCGAGCCCCAGCGCUUUGCUUUCGUGGUUUGUGGCAUGUUUUGCGCCAUCGCGUCCGGUGCCGUCUACUCCUUCUCCCUAAUAUCCGGCAAAAUGACGGAUGACUACGGCUUUACCCAGAACGAUAUCACCACAGUCUCAACCGUUGGUAUUGUGUUUGGGUACUUUACGCUUCCCUACGGCUUCAUCUUUGAUUACAUUGGACCAAAGCCCCUCUUUGUGAUAGGCAUGGUGACAUACGGAUUGGGCUCCGCCCUGUUUGCACUGACGUUUCAAAACAGUAUUGGACACAGUGUGUUGAGCCUUUCCGUCAUCAAUGCCAUCCUGAACAUCGGUUGCGCCAUGUUUGACAUGGGCCCCAUCCUGUCUAUCCUCAGCUGGUUCCCCCUUGACCGCGGUCUCCUGGUGGCCUCCGUCAAGACGAUGACGGGAUUGGCGGGCUCUGUCAUCGCGACGCUGUACAACACGUACUUCUCAGGUGACCACUCCACGUUCAUGUACUUUCUUCUUGCCCUUUUUAUGGUCAUUGGGCUGGCGGCGUUUGCCUAUAUUCAGAUCCCUCCGUACCACAUGACCGGCCACAGAAUCAAGCACUACACGGAGGAGGAGCACGGGGUGGCGCGUCGCGUGGAGCACAUGUACCUCACCAAGAAGGCCUCUCGACGCCGCUUCCUCGUGUUGUUCGUGAUCGUCCUGAGCCUUCUCGUCGUGAUCACGGCGCAGAGCGUUGCCUUUGUUUAUGUGGAGGGUGAAGUACCGUUCAAUAAGAGGAAUCCGCCCGCAAUCAUUAUGAUGGUUCUGUAUAUGUCGCUCUUCCUUGCGGUGCUGCCGUGGAGUUGGCUUGACAAGCCUUUGAGGGGAAGCGGCAAACCCGCGGGCAGCGGCACGGAACCUAAUGACGCCCCCAUGAACAACGAAAAGGACAACGACAGGAAGGACGGAAAAAACGACAGCAGCAACGAGGAGGACGAAGGGACCAGAGCAAUGAUAUUGCCGACAAUGGCUUCGAGGGGCCCAAUAAGGAAGUAA
This is a messenger RNA of Trypanosoma conorhini, 1074 nucleotides long. RefSeq lists its product as uncharacterized. The record is from RefSeq and is a predicted model, not a curated record. Gene Ontology annotation, biological process: transmembrane transport. Gene Ontology annotation, molecular function: transmembrane transporter activity. The transcript has a single exon. Gene Ontology annotation, cellular component: membrane. The coding region runs from base 1 to 1074 and encodes 357 amino acids. NCBI's taxonomy places the organism in Eukaryota, Euglenozoa, Kinetoplastea, Trypanosomatida, Trypanosomatidae.